AUGAAGGUAAACCACGCCAAGUCUCGAGAUGGCCAUCAUUUGGCAAUAAAUAACAGCUUCCUGCGACGAUAUCUCACACUUGCUGCCCUCAAGACCACAUCUCGAUUCUAUAGAUGGGAUGGUCCCUGUGUCCCAAUCUUGAGCAGAAUUAUUGUGAAAAAGGGCGAAAAUGUCUACCUUGAAGAAGCAGCGACCAUGGCCUUCGUAAACGAUCGGACAAAGAUUCCAGGGCCCCGCGUGCAUUGCUCAUUCACGCACCGAAACAAAACCUACAUCGUCAUGGAGCGCGUUCGUGGCAAAAACCUGGCUGACGCACUCCCAAAACUAUCCGAAGCACAGCUUGAGUGCAUUUUGGCGGAACUUCGAGGUGUUCUGGAAGAGCUGCGCGCCCUCCCAGCCCCGGAAACUGCAAUACAGAGCUGCUUGGGAGGCUCCCUGCGGGACUCUCGUAUUCCUCGACCGGAGCCAAGAUUUGGGCCGUUCCCUUCGACGCAGGCGUUUCAUGAAUGGCUACGGGAGGGACUCGGGCCAGACCAGAAGCCUCGGUACGUCGAUGAUGAGAAGUGGGCCGACAUCCAGCGGAUGAUAGCUAUGCAGAAUCAGAAGUGGGAAAUGCCAGUGUUUACCCAUGGCGAUCUCAACCCUUUUAACAUCAUCGUCCGUGACGGGAAAGUCGAAGCUAUUAUCGACUGGGAAUUUUCAGGCUGGCUUCCACGUUACUGGGAAUAUACGUCCGUUUGGCUCGGCAACAAGACCAGAAUGGCAUGGCAAAAUAUGGCGGCGAAAUUCAUUGACCCUUGCCCAAAUGAACUUGAAAUGGAAACUAUUAGGCAGAGGUGA
Akanthomyces muscarius is the source of this 840-nucleotide messenger RNA. RefSeq lists its product as uncharacterized. The transcript has a single exon. Lineage: Eukaryota; Fungi; Ascomycota; Sordariomycetes; Hypocreales; Cordycipitaceae. The coding region runs from base 1 to 840 and encodes 279 amino acids. The record is from RefSeq and is a predicted model, not a curated record.